AUGGAGAAAAACUGCGACUUGGAACUUCGUCUUUUUCCAACUUCUUCUUCUAUUACCGAUUCAGAUAACUCUGUGGUAGAAUCAAGAAGCUCCGGAAAUUCAUUACCAAAAGAAGAAGAAACUCAGAGAUUAACAAUUUUCUACAAUGGAAAAAUGUGUGUUUAUUCAGAUGUUACUCAUCAUCAGGCCAAAUCGAUAAUAUCGAUCGCCAGCAGGGAAAUGGUAGAGAGGUCAUUUCCAGAUGGGUCAGAUCCUCGAAACAGGUCAACCCGAUUAAAUCAUUACCAUCAGCAGCUUCCAAAUCCAAAGGCUUCUAUGAAAAGAUCUCUCCAAAGUUUUCUUCAAAAACGGAAAAUUCGAAUUCAAGCCGAUUCACCUUACCAUCAUUCACAAUGA
Molecule: messenger RNA, 396 nt
Organism: Eruca vesicaria subsp. sativa (arugula)
Lineage: Eukaryota; Viridiplantae; Streptophyta; Magnoliopsida; Brassicales; Brassicaceae
Source: the annotation of a GenBank genome assembly